Yamadazyma tenuis ATCC 10573 is the source of this 1968-nucleotide messenger RNA. RefSeq names its product serine/threonine protein kinase (gene KNS1). NCBI's taxonomy places the organism in Eukaryota, Fungi, Ascomycota, Pichiomycetes, Serinales, Debaryomycetaceae. The record is from RefSeq and is a predicted model, not a curated record. Gene Ontology annotation, cellular component: nucleus. Gene Ontology annotation, molecular function: ATP binding; protein serine/threonine kinase activity. Gene Ontology annotation, biological process: protein phosphorylation; regulation of RNA splicing.
AUGUCGAUAAUUACAAAUAGAAAAAGACCCAGAGGCUUCAGCGAAUCGUUCGACCCAAAUUUGGGCAACUCCAAGCCUGGUAGCACCGGUACCUCUACCACUACCAACACCUCCGACGUCAACUCGUCUAUGUCACUGUCUUCUUCCUACAACGACCAGGUGAUGUUCACAGGAACCAAUAAUCCGGCUUCUAAUAGCAACUCCACCUUCUCCUCCACUGAUUCUGCCAUGCUGAAAUACCUCCCCAAGGGCCAUGAUUACUACCACACGGUGUUUGAAGAAACAGAGCCUCUUGGAGAUGAUGAUGUGGAUGAUGAUGACGAAGAUGCAGUCGAUGACGAUGAUGAUGUGAUCAUUCUUGAAGAGCGCAACCUCAAUAACUAUCGAAUUCGGGCAAAACGGAAUAACAGCGACCUGGUGAUCUUUUUUGACAACGACUCGUUCAAUGCGUUUAAAAUGUUGAAUGUCAACAACAUUAACAACUAUACCAGUGACACCAUGAUGGAUGUGGCCAAGAAACAGCGCACUAAUUCGUUACCUCAAUUGCCCCAGGUGAGAUGUUUUUACGAAAAGGUUGCUCAUUUAACAAACCACAAAGUGGGAAAUAUCAAGGCCGAGGUGGUUCCUCACAACCCGCACGGGCCUCCAUGUGAUGACAAGGAUGGCCAUUUUAUCAUUGAGUUGAACAGCUUAUUUGCUAAUCGGUUUAUUGUUUUGCAGCUUUUGGGCCAAGGAACCUUUGGCAAGGUUGUCAAAUGUUACGAUAAACUUAACCGACAACAUGUGGCCAUCAAGAUCAUACGAAAUAUCCCCAAGUAUAGGGAUGCCGCUAAGAUUGAGCUACGGAUUUUGGCGACAUUGAAGAAGUAUGAUAAUAACAACUUGAACCACUGUAUUCACCUACGGGAAUGCUUCGACUAUCGAGGCCAUAUUUGCAUUGUCACGGACUUGUUGAAGAUUUCAUUGUACGACUACUUGGAAAACAAUAAGUUUAUACCGUUUCCUGGAUCUCAUGUACAAUCAAUCUCCAAACAGCUCAUUAGAUCUGUUGCAUUUUUACACGAUUUGAAUCUAAUUCAUACCGAUUUGAAGCCCGAGAAUAUCUUGCUUUAUAACGAUUCAUUCUUGAAGAAGCCUCUUCAGUCCAGUACGUUGAUGCUGGCGUAUCUUCAUUUAUCCAAUCUGCUGGAUGCCAAAAAAGUGCCUAAACUUCUGAAGAUACUAAGAGACACUUCGAUUCAGAUAAUCGAUUUUGGCAGUGCCAUUUUUGAUGAUGAAUACCAUUCAUCCAUUGUCAGCACUAGACACUAUCGGGCCCCCGAAAUCGUGCUUGGGUGUGGAUGGUCUAGUCCGUGUGAUUUGUGGUCGAUUGGGUGUAUAUUGGUGGAGUUGAUCAUUGGUGAGCCUUUAUUCAAGACUCACGAUAAUUUGGAGCAUUUGGCAAUGAUAGAGAAGUUUGUGGGGUACCCCAUUGAUAAGUCAAUGGUAAGGCGACUGAAAAUCGCUGGAAAUGAAUGUGGAAUCAGUUUUUUUACCGAUGAAAAUCUGAUCAACUUGGACGAUUGUGAAGAGAGUAAUGACGAAGAAGAAGAUGGGGAUGCUAUCGACGAUGUGAUUGAAGACAAGUAUGACGAUAUCGACAUUGAUGAAGAGGACAACCACCUUCGGUUGAUAUUCCCUUCGUCGUCGAUGCCCAAUCAGUUUGUGGAGAAUGUUGACCAGUUGACCCGAAUCGACGAGUUUAUCUCCAGCCGAAUCGGCUUGAAAAUCAACUUUGACUUUUCCUUGAACUACAAUUACGAACAGAAUAAGCACCUCAUCAACUUUGGUAAUUUCACUUUCUGGUGGUUCUUGAUCGAUUUGCUCAAGAACUUGUUCAUAGUAAACCCUAAGAAUCGGUUAACGGCACAAGGAGCCAUGGAUCAUCCUUGGUUUAAUUUGGGAAUUGAGGACGAGGGCACCAUCUAG